Messenger RNA from Coregonus sp. 'balchen', 24884 nucleotides. NCBI's taxonomy places the organism in Eukaryota, Metazoa, Chordata, Actinopteri, Salmoniformes, Salmonidae. The record is from the annotation of a GenBank genome assembly.
AUGUCUCAGUCAGUCCGUGUCCCUAUGCCUGUCCCAGUGACACAGUCACCUCAGAAUAAGUUGAUUUGCGCAACCAGAUGGGUGAGUGACCUGGGGCUGUCCAUGAUGGAGGAGAGGAGCUUUGCUCUUACAGCCUCCUUCCAUUUUGACCAACAACAGGACGUUGAGUGCCAGCGCUGGACCAACAACCAAUCCGAUGAGUGCCACUGUACUGACAACCAAUCAGAAGAGUGCCACUGGACGGACAACCAAUCGGAUGAAGUGGAGAGUUGCACCGAGGAGUUGGAGGAGUUCUUAUGCGAAAUCCAAGUAAAAAUGUUCAUAUAAUAUCUCUCAAUGGAACUAUAUGGGUUGAUAUACAGAGCUGUGAAAAAGUAUUUGCCCCCUUUCUGAUUUUCUUUACUUUUACAUAUUUUUGAUACUGAAUGUUAUCAGAUCUUCAGCCAAAACCUAAUAUUAGAUAAAGGGAACCUGAGUGAACGUAUAACACAACAAUUACAUACUUAUUUAUUUUAUUUCAUGAACAAAGUUAUGCAACACCCAAUGCCCCUGUGUGAAAAAGUAAUUGCCCCCUUUACACUCAAUAACUGGUUGUGCCACCUUAAGCUGCAAUGACUCCAUCCAAACACUUCCUGUAGUUGUUGAUCAGUAUCUCACGUCGCUGUGGAGGAAUUUUGGCCCACUCUGUUUUGUACCCAUCUCGUCCAAAAUGUUGACUCAAGUUUGCCAAAAAGCGCCUGGAAGCACCUGAAUGAUCAUCAAGACUCUGUUCUAGGGACAGAUGAGUCAAAAGUAUAACUUUUUGGACGACAUGGAUCUCGUUAUGUCUGGCAAAAACCAAGCACUGCAUUCCACAGUAAGAACCUCAUACCAACGGUCAAGCAUGGUGGUGGUAGUGUGAUGGUUUGGGGAUGCUUUGCUGCCUCAGGACCUGGACUUGCCUUAAUAGAAGGAACCAUGAAUUCUGCUCUGUGUCAGAGGAUUCUACAGGAGAAUGUCAGACCAUCCAUCUGUGAGCUGAAGCUGACGUGCAGCUGGGUCAUGCAGCAAGACAAUGAUCCAAAACACACAAUCAAGUCUACAUGAAAAUGGUUAAAAAGCAACACAUUUGAAGUUUUGGAAUGGCCUAGUCAAAGUCCAGACCUAAUCACAAUUGAGAUGUUGUGGCAGAACUUGAAACGAGCAGUUCAUACUUGAAAACCCACAAAUGUCGCUGGGUUAAAGCAGUUCUGCAUGGAAGAGUGGGCCAAAAUUCCUCCACAGCGACAUGAGAGACUGAUCAACAGCUACAGGAAGCAUUUGGAUGGAGUCAUUGCAGCUAAAGGUGACACAACCAGUUAUUGAGUGUAGAGGGGGCAAUUACUUUUUCACACAGGGGAAUUGGGUGUUGCAUAACUUUGUUCAUGAAAUAAAAUAAAUAAGUAUGUAAUUGUUGUGUUAUUCGUUUACUCAGGUUCACUUUAUCUAAUAUUAGGUUCUGGUUGAAGAUCUGAUAACAUUCAGUAUCAAAAAUAUGCAAAAGUAGAGAAAAUUACAAAGGGGGCAAAUACCUUUUCACAGCACUGUAGUCUGGUUUAUAUACCACAGAGUGCUGGAGUUCCUAUUGCAAAACAAGUCCUAACACAAGCACUAUUGUGGGAAAUGUAGUAGAGACCCAAAACAAGUUUGCUGGUACAGUGUGUAUCCUAGUCUCUGAAUGGAUCUGUCUAUGGGUUGUGGCUCACACCGUGUGGGGAUUAGGCAUGGUUCUAUCUAUGGGUUGUGGCUCACACUGUGUGGGGAUUAGCAACGGUUAUAUCUAUGGGUUGUGGCUCACACUGUGUGGGGAUUAGGAAUGGUUCUAUCUAUGGGUUGUGGCUUACACUGUGUGGGGAUUAGCAACGGUUAUAUCUAUGGGUUGUGGCUCACACUGUGUGGGGAUUAGGAAUGGUUCUAUCUAUGGGUUGUGGCUCACACUGUGUGGGGAUUAGGAAUGGUUCUAUCGAUGGGUUGUGGCUCACACUGUGUUGGGAUUAGGAAUGGUUCUAUCUAUGGGUUGUGGCUCACACUGUGUGGGGAUUAGGAAUGGUUCUAUCUAUGGGUUGUGGCUCACACUGUGUGGGGAUUAGCAACGGUUAUAUCUAUGGGUUGUGGCUCACACUGUGUGGGGAUUAGGAAUGGUUCUAUCUAUGGGUUGUGGCUCACACUGUGUGGGGAUUAGGAAUGGUUCUAUCUAUGGGUUGUGGCUCACACUGUGUGGGGAUUAGCAAUGGUUCUAUCUAUGGGUUGUGGCUCACACUGUGUGGGGAUUAGGAAUGGUUCUAUCUAUGGGUUGUGGCUCACACUGUGUGGGGAUUAGGAAUGGUUCUAUCUAUGGGUUGUGGCUCACACUGUGUGGGGAUUAGGCAUGGUUCUAUCUAUGGGUUGUGGCUCACACUGUGUUGGGAUUAGCAAUGGUUCUAUCUAUGGGUUGUGGCUCACACUGUGUGGGGAUUAGGCAUGGUUCUAUCUAUGGGUUGUGGCUCACACUGUGUGGGGAUUAGGAAUGGUUCUAUCUAUGGGUUGUUGCUCACACUGUGUUGGGAUUAGCAAUGGUUCUAUCUAUGGGUUGUGGCUCACACUGUGUGGGGAUUAGGCAUGGUUCUAUCUAUGGGUUGUGGCUCACACUGUGUGGGGAUUAGGAAUGGUUCUAUCUAUGGGUUGUGGCUCACACUGUGUGGGGAUUAGGAAUGGUUCUAUCUAUGGGUUGUGGCUCACACUGUGUGGGGAUUAGGAAUGGUUCUAUCUAUGGGUUGUGGCUCACACUGUGUGGGGAUUAGGAAUGGUUCUAUCUAUGGGUUGUGGCUCACACUGUGUGGGGAUUAGGAAUGGUUCACAGAGAGCAAGGCUAACAUAUGGCCACAGCUCCACGAGCCAGCUGAUCCUGCAGUACAGCCCCUUAACUCAACUCAGAGUAACACCACAGCAACACUCCUCACACCACAUAAAGAGGAGCAAUGAGAGAGCCCCUUAGCUCUCCUCUGAAUACAUUCACAUUUUAGUCAUUUAGCAGACACUCACGAUAAGUGCAUUCAGCUACAGUAAUUAAAAUAACCACAUAUCAUAAUCCUUACAAGCUAAAUCUUCUUCCAAAUAUGUGCAAAAUCAGUGCUAGUAAAGGAAACACGAUGAGAGUGCUUAGUUGCUUUGUUAGUGGAGGCCGAACUCCACACAAUAGAGCACUGACCCCAUGAAAAGUCUGAUCAUAACUUCCAAUGGUCUGUAACGCAUUAGUGCCAUUUUGUGUACUCCCUGUUGUACUCUCUGUUGUACUCUCUGUUGUCUGUUGUUCUCUCUGUUGUACUCCCUGUUGUCUGUUGUACUCUCUGUUGUACUCUCUGUUGUACUCUCUGUUGUCUGUUGUACUCUCUGUUGUACUCUCUGUUGUACUCCCUGUUGUACUCUCUGUUGUACUCUCUGUUGUCUGUUGUACUCUCUGUUGUACUCUCUGUUGUCUGUUGUACUCUCUGUUGUACUCUCUGUUGUACUCUCUGUUGUCUGUUGUACUCUCUGUUGUACUCUCUGUUGUACUCUCUGUUGUCUGUUGUACUCUCUGUUGUACUCUCUGUUGUACUCUUUGUUGUAAUCUCUGUUGUCUGUUGUACUCUCUGCUUUACUCUGUGGUACUCUCUGUUGUCUGUUGUACUCUCUGUUGUAAUCUCUGCUGUACUCUGUUGUACUCUCUGUUGUCUGUUGUACUCUCUGUUGUACUCUCUGUUGUACUCUCUGUUGUCUGUUGUACUCUCUGUUGUACUCUCUGUUGUACUCUCGGUUGUCUGUUGUACUCUCUGUUGUACUCUCUGUUGUACUCGCUGUUGUACUCCCUGUUGUACUCUCUGUUGUCUGUUCUACUCUGUUGUCUGUUCUACUCUGUUGUCUGUUGUACUCUCUGUUGUACUCUCUGUUGUACUCUCUGUUGUACUCCCUGUUGUACUCUCUGUUGUCUUUUGUUCUCUCUGUUGUACUCUCUGCUGUACUCUGUGGUACUCUCUGUUGUCUGUUGUACUCUCUGUUGUACUCUCUGUUGUACUCUCUGUUGUACUCUCUGUUGUCUGUUGUACUCUCUGCUGUACUCUGUUGUACUCUCUGUUGUCUGUUGUACUCCCUGUUGUACUCUCUGUUGUAUGUUGUACUCUCUGUUGUCUGUUGUACUCUCUGUUGUACUCUCUGUUGUACUCUCUGUUGUCUGUUGUACUCUCUGUUGUACUCUCUGUUGUACUCUCUGUUGUCUGUUGUACUCCCUGUUGUCUGUUGUACUCUCUGUUGUACUCUCUGUUGUACUCUUUGUUGUACUCUCUGUUGUCUGUUGUACUCUCUGCUGUACUCUGUGGUACUCUCUGUUUUCUGUUGUACUCUCUGUUGUACUCUCUGUUGUACUCCCUGUUGUACUCUCUGUUGUACUCUCUGUUGUCUGUUCUACUCUGUUGUCUGUUGUACUCUCUGUUGUACUCUCUGUUGUACUCCCUGUUGUACUCUCUGUUGUCUUUUGUUCUCUCUGUUGGACUCCCUGUUGUACUCUCUGCUGUACUCUGUUGUACUCUCUGUUGUCUGUUGUACUCUCUGUUGUACUCUCUGUUGUCUGUUGUACUCUCUGUUGUCUGUUGUACUCUCUGUUGUACUCUCUGUUGUCUGUUGUACUCUCUGUUGUACUCUCUGUUGUACUCUCUGUUGUCUGUUGUACUCCCUGUUGUCUGUUGUACUCUCUGUUGUACUCUCUGUUGUACUCUUUGUUGUACUCUCUGUUGUCUGUUGUACUCUCUGCUGUACUCUCUGUGGUACUCUCUGUUUUCUGUUGUACUCUCUGUUGUAAUCUCUGUUGUACUCUCUGUUGUACUCUAUGUUGUCUUUUGUUCUCUCUGUUGUACUCUCUGUUGUACUCUCUGUUGUACUCUCUGUUGUAAUCUCUGUUGUCUGUUCUACUCUGUUGUCUGUUCUACUCUGUUGUACUCUCUGCUGUACUCUCUGUUGUAUUCUCUGUUGUACUCUCUGUUGUACUCUCUGUUGUACUCUCUGUUGGACUCUCUGUUGUACUCUCUGCUGUACUCUGUGGUACUCUCUGUUGUCUGUUGUACUCUCUGUUGUACUCUCUGUUGGACUCCCUGUUGUACUCUCUGUUGUCUGUUGUACUCUCUGCUGUACUCUGUUGUACUCUCUGUUGUCUGUUGUACUCUCUGUUGUACUCUCUGUUGUCUGUUGUACUCUCUGUUGUCUGUUGUACUCUCUGUUGUACUCUCUGUUGUACUCUUUGUUCUACUCUCUGUUGUCUGUUGUACUCUCUGUUGUCUGUUGUACUCUCUGCUGUACUUUGUGGUACUCUCUGUUGUCUGUUGUACUCUCUGUUGUAAUCUCUGUUGUACUCCCUGUUGUACUCUCUGUUGUCUGUUGUACUCUCUGUUGUACUCUCUGUUGUCUGUUGUACUCUCUGUUGUCUGUUGUACUCUCUGCUGUACUCUGUUGUACUCUCUGUUGUCUGUUGUACUCUCUGUUGUAUGUUGUACUCUCUGUUGUACUCUCUGUUGUACUCCCUGUUGUAGUCUCUGUUGUCUGUUGUACUCGCUGUUGUACUCUCUGUUGUACUCUCUGUUGUACUCCCUGUUGUACUCCCUGUUGUACUCUCUGUUGUCUUUUGUUCUCUCUGUUGUACUCUCUGCUGUACUCUGUGGUACUCUCUGUUGUCUGUUGUACUCCCUGUUGUACUCUCUGUUGUAUGUUGUACUCUCUGUUGUACUCUCUGUUGUACUCCCUGUUGUAGUCUCUGUUGUCUGUUGUACUCGCUGUUGUACUCUCUGUUGUACUCUCUGUUGUCUGUUGUACUCCCUGUUGUAGUCUCUGUUGUCUGUUGUACUCCCUGUUGUACUCUCUGUUGUACUCUCUGUUGUACUCUCUGUGGUACUCUCUGUUGUCUGUUGUACUCUCUGUUGUACUCUCUGUUGGACUCCCUGUUGUACUCUCUGUUGUCUGUUGUACUCUCUGCUGUACUCUGUUGUACUCUCUGUUUUCUGUUGUACUCUCUGUUUUCUGUUGUACUCUCUGUUGUAAUCUCUGUUGUACUCCCUGUUGUACUCUCUGUUGUCUGUUGUACUCUCUGUUGUACUCUCUGUUGUCUUUUGUUCUCUCUGUUGUACUCUCUGUUGUACUCUCUGUUGUACUCUCUGUUGUAAUCUCUGUUGUCUGUUCUACUCUGUUGUCUGUUCUACUCUGUUGUACUCUCUGCUGUACUCUCUGUUGUACUCUCUGUUGUACUCUCUGUUGUACUCUCUGUUGUACUCUCUGUUGGACUCUCUGUUGUACUCUCUGCUGUACUCUGUGGUACUCUCUGUUGUCUGUUGUACUCUCUGUUGUACUCUCUGUUGGACUCCCUGUUGUACUCUCUGUUGUCUGUUGUACUCUCUGCUGUACUCUGUUGUACUCUCUGUUGUCUGUUGUACUCUCUGUUGUACUCUCUGUUGUCUGUUGUACUCUCUGUUGUCUGUUGUACUCUCUGUUGUACUCUCUGUUGUACUCUUUGUUCUACUCUCUGUUGUCUGUUGUACUCUCUGUUGUCUGUUGUACUCUCUGCUGUACUCUGUGGUACUCUCUGUUGUCUGUUGUACUCUCUGUUGUAAUCUCUGUUGUACUCUCUGUUUUACUCUCUGUUGUACUCUCUGUUGUACUCUCUGUUGUCUGUUGUACUCUCUGUUGUCUGUUGUACUCUCUGCUGUACUCUGUUGUACUCUCUGUUGUCUGUUGUACUCCCUGUUGUACUCUCUGUUGUAUGUUGUACUCUCUGUUGUACUCUCUGUUGUACUCCCUGUUGUAGUCUCUGUUGUCUGUUGUACUCGCUGUUGUACUCUCUGUUGUACUCUCUGUUGUACUCCCUGUUGUACUCCCUGUUGUACUCUCUGUUGUCUUUUGUUCUCUCUGUUGUACUCUCUGCUGUACUCUGUGGUACUCUCUGUUGUCUGUUGUACUCCCUGUUGUACUCUCUGUUGUAUGUUGUACUCUCUGUUGUACUCUCUGUUGUACUCCCUGUUGUAGUCUCUGUUGUCUGUUGUACUCGCUGUUGUACUCUCUGUUGUACUCUCUGUUGUCUGUUGUACUCUCUGUUGUACUCUCUGUUGUACUCUCUGUUGUACUCCCUGUUGUACUCUCUGUUGUCUGUUGUACUCUCUGUUGUACUCUCUGUUGUAUGUUGUACUCUCUGCUGUACUCUGUUGUACUCUCUGUUGUCUGUUGUACUCCCUGUUGUACUCUCUGUUGUAUGUUGUACUCUCUGUUGUACUCUUUGUUGUAGUCUCUGUUGUCUGUUGUACUCUCUGUUGUACUCUCUGUUGUCUGUUGUACUCUCUGUUGUCUGUUGUACUCUCUGUUGUACUCUCUGUUGUACUCUCUGUUGUCUGUUGUACUCCCUGUUGUAGUCUCUGUUGUCUGUUGUACUCUCUGUUGUACUCUCUGUUGUCUGUUGUACUCUCUGUUGUCUGUUGUACUCUCUGUUGUACUCUCUGUUGUACUCUCUGUUGUCUGUUGUACUCUCUGUUGUAUUCUCUGUUGUACUCCCUGUUGUACUCUCUGUUGUCUGUUGUACUCUCUGCUGUACUCUGUUGUACUCUCUGUUGUCUGUUGUACUCCCUGUUGUACUCUCUGUUGUCUGUUGUACUCUCUGCUGUACUCUGUUGUACUCUCUGUUGUCUGUUGUACUCCCUGUUGUACUUUCUGUUGUCUGUUGUACUCUCUGCUGUACUCUGUUAUACUCUCUGUUGUCUGUUGUACUCCCUGUUGUCUGUUGCACUCUCUGUUGUACUCUCUGUUGUACUCUCUGUUGUACUCUCUGUUGUACUCUCUGUUGUCUGUUGUACUCUCUGUUGUACUCUCUGUUGUCUGUUGUACUCUCUGUUGUCUGUUGUACUCUCUGUUGUACUCUCUGUUGUACUCUCUGUUUUACCCUCUGUUGUACUCCCUGUUGUACUCUCUGUUGUCUGUUGUACUCUCUGUUGUACUCUCUGUUGUCUGUUGUACUCUCUAUUGUUUGUUGUACUCUCUGCUGUACUCUGUUAUACUCUCUGUUGUCUGUUGUACUCCCUGUUGUCUGUUGCACUCUCUGUUGUACUCUCUGUUGUACUCUCUGUUGUACUCUCUGUUGUACUCUCUGUUGUCUGUUGUACUCUCUGUUGUACUCUCUGUUGUCUGUUGUACUCUCUAUUGUUUGUUGUACUCUCUGUUGUACUCCCUGUUGUCUGUUGUACUCUCAGUUUUACUCUCUGUUGUCUGUUGUACUCUCUGUUGUACUCUUUGUUGUACUCUCUGUUGUAUUCUCUGCUGUACCCUCUGUUGUGCUCUCUGUUGUACUCUCUGUUUUACUCUCUGUUGUCUGUUGUACUCUCUGUUGUACUCUUUGUUGUACUCUCUGUUGUAUUAUCUGUUGUACUCUGUUUUAUAUUCUCUGUUGUACUCUCUGUUGUCUGUUGUACUCUCUGUUGUACUCUCUGUUGUACUAUCUGUUGUAUUCUCUGUUGUCUGUUGUCCUCUGUGUUGUACUCUCUGUUGUACUCCCUGUUGUACUCUCUGUUGUACUCUCUGUUGUCCUCUGUGUUGUACUCUCUGUUGUACUCUCUGUUUUACUCUGUGUUGUCUCUCUCUCUCUCUGUUAUUCUUGAAGCUAUUGUGUCUAGUACUGUUUACAUCUUUGAGGUAAAUGUGUUGUUUUCUCUCUCUGUAGGAGGGCUGUUCUACUGACCUCUACAGACAUCCUCAGCUGGACAUGGAUAUAGAUUCAGUGAAGGCCAUCUACACUGACACGGCUGUCUCCGUCAGGUACAACCAGUUACCUAGUAACCUUGCUUUGCUUAACUUAUUGACAGAGAUAGUAGGAUGUGGUUUUAAUUAAAGGGGUACAAUGGGAAGGCAUCUGCUCUCAGUGAAAUGCUUGUUAUCAUUUAACACGUACGGAAAAGUACGAAAGAGUACAAAAAUACAUGGAUGUCUGGAUAAGAACGUCUGCUAAAUGACUGGAAUGUAAAUGACUCCUGACCUUCUCUCUCUCUCCUUCCUCCUCUCCAGAGAGUAUGGCUCCAUUGACGAUGUGGAUGUUGACAUGCUAAUCAAUGUCAGCUUCCUGGAUGUGAGUCGACUACACUAUCCACCAUCAUCAUGAUAUGUAUCACAUACAAGUAUAUAUUUUAAGUUGUAUAUGAUGCCCCUGAGGAUUUUCCCAUGUUGUAUAUGAUGCCCCUGAGGAUUUUUCCAUGUUGUAUAUGAUGCCCCUGAUGAUCUUCCCAUGUUGUACGUGAUGCCCCUUGGGAUCUUCCCAUGUUGUAUAUGAUGCCCCUGAGGAUCUUCCCAUGUUGUAUAUGAUGCCCCUGAGGAUCUUCCCAUGUUGUAUAUGAUGCCCCUGAGGAUUUUUCCAUGUUGUAUAUGAUGCCCCUGAUGAUCUUCCCAUGUUGUACGUGAUGCCCCUUGGGAUCUUCCCAUGUUGUAUAUGAUGCCCCUGAGGAUCUUCCCAUGUUGUAUAUGAUGCCCCUGAGGAUCUUCCCAUGUUGUAUAUGAUGCCCCUGAUGAUCUUCCCAUGUUGUACGUGAUGCCCCUUGGGAUCUUCCCAUGUUGUAUAUGAUGCCCCUGAGGAUCUUCCCAUGUUUCUGACACUGUUUGUUGUCUUGUCUCCAGGAUGAAGUAGCCAGGGCCUGGAAGAUCAUCCCAACAGAGCCUAUUAUCGUCCGGCUGCGCUUCUCUCUGUCCCAAUACAUGAAUGGGCCAGCACCCUCUGUGGAGGUGUUCCAACCUUCUAACAGAGAAGGGUUCAGCCUGGGACUACAGCUGCAGAAGUGAGCAUGCUAAGACUCCCCUCUCACUAUAGACCUAGAGUUCUAUUCUAUUCUAUUCUAGUCUAGUCUAUUCUAGUCUAUUCUAGUCUAUUCCAGUCUAGUCUAUCUUAUUCUAUUCUAGUCUAGUCUAGUCUAUUCUAUUCUAUUCUAUUCUAGUCUAUUCUAGUCUAUUCUAUAACUAUUCUAUUCUAUUCUAGUCUAUUCUAGUCUAUUCUAUUCUAUUCUAGUCUAUUCUAGUCUAUUCUAUUCUGUUCUAUUCUAGUCUAUUCUAGUCUAUUCUAGUCUAUUCCAGUCUAGUCUAGUCUAUUCUAUUCUAUUCUAGUCUAGUCUAGUUUAGAUUAGUCUAGUCUAGUUUAGUCUAUAUCUCACCAACACAGUAGAAGCUGCAUUUUCUCCUCAAAGCAUUCACUGGAAAGCAUUAUAACUACACUAUUAUAUAUACUAUUAUAUCUGUCUGGAAGGACCAUUGUCAUGGCCCAAGGGAACAUUUAGGCAGGGCUACCCCCUCAUCACCAGAGUGUGAUUUCAAAUCACCUCUGCUACAAUACGUUUUACUAUUAGAACUACUCAGAAUGUGAAAAGAGAACUCAAUGGAGGCAAUGGAGUGGACAGAACAAAAAGCAAAAGCAAUGGAGGUGAGUGAUGACCUCUCUCUCCUCCUCUCUCCCAGGGUCCUCUCUAGCUUUGCGUCCCAGCAGUGGAAGUACCUGAGUAAUGAAACCCUCACUGCCCAACAGAAGAUCAGACACACUUGGUUCAAACCUGGAGGAACCAUCAAGAGGUUCAGGGCUGGACUCGGCAUCCUGUCACCCAUGUCCAAGUACACUACUACAGUGCACACUCAGUCUUAGUCGACUUCUGUAUCUUUAGCCUAGUGGUGUAUUCUGAAUAAGUUUAAGCAAUAUGGCAUCAAUUCAGAUAUAUAGGAGUGGCUAGUGUUAGGUCUAGGGGUUGUUUCUGCAUAGCCUUGUAGUUUCAUGGAUCUUUCGUUCUCAGUGUCAUCAUAAUCUCUGCUCCCUCCCUGUGUGACCCAGGUCCAGUGGCCAGGAGCAUGUUCUGAAGGUGAAGAUGAUUGGACCGGAGCUGAAAGUGAAUCUCCUUAUGAAUCGGACAAUGGCUUACACCAUCAAGAACCCCAGAGGAGAACUCCACACUUACACAACUAAUGGCAAGGUAUGGCCAGGACCUAUCCUCAGCUAUACUCAACUACCUACCUAGUAUGGCCAGGACCUAUCCUCAGCUAACCUCAACUAUACUCAACUACCUACCUAGUAUGGCCAGGACCUAUCCUCAGCUAACCUCAACUAUACUCAACUACCUACCUAGUAUGGCCAGGACCUAUCCUCAGCUAACCUCAACUAUACUCAACUACCUACCUAGUAUGGCCAGGACCUAUCCUCAGCUAACCUCAACUAUACUCAACUACCUACCUAGUAUGGCCAGGACCUAUCCUCAGCUAACCUCAACUAUACUCAACUACCUACCUAGUAUGGCCAGGACCUAUCCUCAGCUAACCUCAACUAUACUCAACUACCUACCUAGUAUGGCCAGGACCUAUCCUCAGCUAUACUCAACUAUACUCAACUACCUACCUAGUAUGGCCAGGACCUAUCCUCAGCUAUAAACUAUACUCAACUACCUACCUAGUAUGGCCAGGACCUAUCCUCAGCUAUACUCAACUACCUAGCUACCGACCUAGUUACUGUAAGCCACACACACACUCAGCUGUCCCCAUAGGAGAACCCUUUGGAUAGCCCUUUUUGGUUCCAGGUAGGACCCUUUUCAUUUCCAUGUAGAACCCUCUGUGGAAAGGGUUCUACAUGGAACCCAAAAGGGUUCUACCUGGAACCAAAAGCGUUCUGGAACCAAAAAGGUUUAUCCAAAGGGUUCUCCUAUGGGGACAGCCAAAGAAUGCUUUUAGGGUCUAGAUAGCACCUUUUUUUCAAAGAGUGCAGGUCUAAUUAAUGCCAUAUUAGCCUGGUUUCUGUACUCCUAUGGUCGCUGUGGCAACAAAACACAAAUAAAUCCAGGACCAGGAUAAUGCCACAUAUGGUUACUAAAAUGCUUGAAAUUGUUGCGCAUUUGCUCAUUCAAAUUAGCCAUCUUCAGUGUUAACGUUAUUUUCUCUUGUUUUGUUUUCCAUCCAUGUGACAUCAUGUUUUGUCCUCUCUUCUCUCCUCAGAGGGUGUUGGUGUCUGCUGCCAGGUCUCCGGCUCACAUCACAACUAAACAGCUGGUUGAGGUGCUGUUCUCAUCCCAAGCCUUUAUUCACUGCAAGUCAGUCCCCACCCUGCAACAUGGUUUCUUAGUACAGGUAAAGCCUAAUAACUUUGCCCUUACUGACAUAUAUGCAAUUAGAUUCUUCCUUGACUGUCAGCAAACUUAGUGAAUGAGUGAGUGAUUGAUGUACUGGGCUCUUGUUGAAACUUUGUUGAGAGGUCUUAUACAGUAUCCAGGUUAAUCUCAUGUUGCCAGACAGCAGAACAAAACCUUGAACGGCUUGAGGCAAGGCUAUUUUCAGAUCUGUUGACUGAGGCAGGGAUAUAACUACAGUAACGGUUAUAUUCUUAUUUUCUCAUCUGCUAUGGCAAUACUACAUUACACUGACUGAGUCCUUUCUCUGUGUGUUGUAGGUAAUGAAGUACGCAGAACAGAGGAUCCCCACUCUGAAUGAAUACUGUGUGGUCUGUGACGAGCGACACGUCUUUCAGUACGGCUCUAUGUUGAAGGUAUACUCCAUAAAAUGGCUUAAAAUGGCUGUUAUUUAUUUAUUAUUAUUAGGGGACCAUACCAUACAUGCUUAUUACAACUACAUAAUGAGGCGUUAUACAUGCCGCAUAUAAGUAAAGUGUUAUCAAAUAUUAUAUUAACUGGAUGGCUUUAGUACAGAUACAGUGGGGGAAAAAAGUAUUUAGUCAGCCACCAAUUGUGCAAGUUCUCCCACUUAAAAAGAUGAGAGAGGCCUGUAAUUUUCAUCAUAGGUACACGUCAACUAUGACAGACAAAUUGAGGAAAAAAAAUCCAGAAAAUCACAUUGUAGGAUUUUUAAUGAAUUUAUUUGCAAAUUAUGGUGGAAAAUAAGUAUUUGGUCACCUACAAACAAGCAAGAUUUCUGGCUCUCACAGACCUGUAACUUCUUCUUUAAGAGGCUCCUCUGUCCUCCACUCGUUACCUGUAUUAAUGGCACCUGUUUGAACUUGUUAUCAGUAUAAAAGACACCUGUCCACAACCUCAAACAGUCACACUCCAAACUCCACUAUGGCCAAGACCAAAGAGCUGUCAAAGGACACCAGAAACAAAAUUGUAGACCUGCACCAGGCUGGGAAGACUGAAUCUGCAAUAGGUAAGCAGCAUGGUUUGAAGAAAUCAACUGUGGGAGCAAUUAUUAGGAAAUGGAAGACAUACAAGACCACUGAUAAUCUCCCUCGAUCUGGGGCUCCACGCAAGAUCUCACCCCGUGGGGUCAAAAUGAUCACAAGAACGGUGAGCAAAAAUCCCAGAACCACACGGGGGGACCUAGUGAAUGACCAGCAGAGAGCUGGGACCAAAGUAACAAAGCCUACCAUCAGUAACACACUACGCCGCCAGGGACUCAAAUCCUGCAGUGCCAGACGUGUCCCCCUGCUUAAGCCAGUACAUGUCCAGGCCCGUCUGAAAUUUGCUAGAGUGCAUUUGGAUGAUCCAGAAGAGGAUUGGGAGAAUGUCAUAUGGUCAGAUGAAACCAAAAUAUAACUUUUUGGUAAAAACUCAACUUGUCGUGUUUGGAGGACAAAGAAUGCUGAGUUGCAUCCAAAGAACACCAUACCUACUGUGAAGCAUGGGGGUGGAAACAUCAUGCUUUGGGGCUGUUUUUCUGCAAAGGGACCAGGACGACUGAUCCGUGUAAAGGAAAGAAUGAAUGGGGCCAUGUAUCGUGAGAUUUUGAGUGAAAACCUCCUUCCAUCAGCAAGGGCAUUGAAGAUGAAACGUGGCUGGGUCUUUCAGCAUGACAAUGAUCCCAAACACACCGCCCGGGCAACGAAGGAGUGGCUUCGUAAGAAGCAUUUCAAGGUCCUGGAAUGGCCUAGCCAGUCUCCAGAUCUCAACCCCAUAGAAAAUGUUUGGAGGGAGUUGAAAGUCCGUGUUGCGCAGCGACAGCCCCAAAACAUCACUGCUCUAGAGGAGAUCUGCAUGGAGGAAUGGGCCAAAAUACCAGCAACAGUGUGUGAAAACCUUGUGAAGACUUACAGAAAACGUUUGACCUAUGUCAUUGCCAACAAAGGGUAUAUAACAAAGUAUUGAGAAACUUUUGUUAUUGACCAAAUACUUAUUUUCCACCAUAAUUUGCAAAUAAAUUCAUUAAAAAUCCUACAAUGUGAUUUUCUGGAUUUUUUUUUCUCAUUUUGUCUGUCAUAGUUGACGUGUACCUAUGAUGAAAAUUACAGGCCUCUCUUGUCACGCCCUGGCUCUGGGGACAAUGUUAUGUUGAGCCAGGGUGUGUAUUCUAUGUUUGAUUUUCUAUGUUGGGCUUAGUGACUCCCAAUCAGAGGCAACGAGUGUCAGCUGGUUGUCUCUGAUUGGGAGCCAUAUUUAACUAUCGGUCUUUUCACUUUGUGUUGUGGUUUCUUGUUCAUUUCGGUUUGUGUUAAACCGUAGACGUCACGUUAUCGUUUAUUGUUUUGAUCGUGUGAUCAGUAAAAUAAAGGAUAUGUUCACCUUCAACGCUGCGCCUUGGUCCUCUCUCACCGACGAUCGUGACAGAAGAAACCACCAUAACAGGACCAAGCAGCAUGAAGAAGAGAGAGGAUGGACUUGGGAGCAGUUGAGUAUGAGUCUCGACUGGGCCAAGCCAAGAGAAGAGGAGAGAGGUUGGACUUUGGAGCAGUGGGGUGAGAGUCUGGCGAGAACGAUGGAGGCCUGGCCCACGGGGAGGAGAGACCCCCAGAAAAUUUUUAGGGGGGGGGCUCACGACAUCGGACCAGCAGGAGGCCGCGAUAGAGCGGCCCAGUGGGUUGCCAGAGGAGGCCGCCAGGUUACGGGGGCCACUGGUCGAAGAGGGGAUGGACGAUGUAGAGGCACGGCGAGAGGUACUGGCGUGUGUUGCCAGUCCGGUCCGGCCCGUUCCAGAUCCCGGUGUAGGGCCAGUGGUGUGUGUCCCCAGUACGGUCCGGCCCAUCCAAGCUCCCCGCACCAGGUCAGUGGUGCGCGUCGUCAGUCCGGCACGGCCCGUUCCUGCUCCCCGCACCAGGUCAGUGGUGCGCGUCGUCAGCCCAGUCCGGCCCAUCCAAGCUCCCCGCACCAGGUCAGUGGUGCGCGUCGUCAGCCCAGUCCGGCCCAUCCAAGCUCCCCGCACCAGGUCAGUGGUGCGCGUCGUCAGCCCAGUCCGGCCCAUCCAAGCUCCCCGCACCAGGUCAGUGGUGCGCAUCGUCAGCCCGGUCCGGCUCAUUCCUGCUCCCCGCACCAAGUCAGGGGUGCGCUUCGUCAGCCCGGUCCGGCCCGUUCCUGCUCCCCGCACCAAGUCAGGGGUGCGCUUCGUCAGCCCGGUCCGGCCCGUUCCUCCUCCACGCAUCAAGCCAGGGGUGUGCGUCGUCAGUCCAGCACAACCCGUGCCUGGGUCAUGUCCGGAGCCGGAUCCGCCGCCUAGGCGGAGUGCCCACCCGGUCCCUCCCCUGUGGGAUUUAGUUGGUGCGGUCGGAGUCCGCGCCUUUAGGGGGGGGUACUGUCACGCCCUGGCUCUGGGGACAAUGUUAUGUUGAGCCAGGGUGUGUAUUCUAUGUUUGAUUUUCUAUGUUGGUCUGAGUGACUCCCAAUCAGAGGCAACGAGUGUCAGCUGGUUGUCUCUGAUUGGGAGCCAUAUUUAACUAUCGGUCUUUUCACUUUGUGUUGUGGUUUCUUGUUCAUUUCGGUUUGUGUUAAACCGUAGACGUCACGUUAUCGUUUAUUGUUUUGAUCGUGUGAUCAGUAAAAUAAAGGAUAUGUUCACCUUCAACGCUGCGCCUUGGUCCUCUCUCACCGACGAUCGUGACAUCUCUCAUCUUUUUAAGUGGGAGAACUUGCACAAUUGGUGGCUGACUAAAUACUUUUUUCCCCCACUGUAUAUAGUAGUUAGGAUAAUAGUUGUUUUUUCUCUGUGUGUUUACAGCCUGCCGUGUGUAGCAGGGAACUGUGUGUGUUUUCUUUCUACACCUUGGGAGUGAUGGCAGGAGCUGUGGAGGAGGUGUCUAAUGGAGCAGAGGUAGCAAAUACUCUCUCACACACACACACACACAGAACACACAGAACACACAGAACACACAGACAGACACACACACACACAGACAGACACACACAGACACACGCAGACACACAGACACACACAGACACACACACACACACACACACACACACACACCACACACACACACACAGACACACAGACACACACAGACACACACACACACACAGACACGCAUACACACACAGACACGCAUACACACACACACACACACACACACACACACAGACACACACACACACAGACACACACACACACACAGACACGCAUACACACACAGACACACACACACAGACACACACACACAACACGCAUACACACAGACACGCAUACACACACAACACACACUCACACAUACUCCACACACAGACACGCAUACACACACAACACACACACACACACACACAUACACACAACAACACAACACACCCACACACACACACACACACACACACAACAGACCAUACACACACACACACACACACAGACACACACACACACACACACACACACACACACAACACACCACAUACAACACACACACACACACACCACACACACAUACACACACACACACACACACAUACACACACACACACACACACACACAUACACACACACACACAGAGACAUGCAGACACAGACACACACCAUAGACAAUAAAAGGCACAUCCACACGCACGCAUGGACACAUUCUCACACACGCACACACACACACAUUCACACACAGACAUACACACACACACACACACACACACACAUAAGUGAUAAUAACUAACUAAGUUGGUUCUGACCUCCAGGUAGUGGACUUGUUGGUGGCCAUGUGCAGGGCGGCUCUGGAGUCCUCCAGGAAGAGCAUCAUCUUGGAGCCAUACCCCUCUGUGGUCGACCCAUACAACACCAAGUCUCUGGCCUUCAGUCCCAGGGUAAUGGACUAGCACGCUAUUAAGGCCACAUUAACUCAUCCACUCACUGCAUUAUGUCAUGGCCUGGCUGAUAAAGCAGACUUUAGUCAGUGGUGUGAGACCUGGCUGAUAAAGCAGACUUUAGUCAGUGGUGUGAGACCUGGCUGAUAAAGCAGACUUUAGUCAGUGGUGUGAGACCUGGCUGAUAAAGCAGACUUUAGUCAGUGGUGUGAGACCUGGCUGAUAAAGCAGACUUCAGUCAGUGGUGUGAGACCUGGCUGAUAAAGCAGACUUUAGUCCGUGGUGUGAGACCUGGCUGAUAAAGCAGACUUCAGUCAGUGGUGUGAGACCUGGCUGAUAAAGCAGACUUUAGUCAGUGGUGUGAGAUCUUUACAGUAUGCACCGAAUGUCUGGCCAGUAAAAGUAUCUCUUGCAGGUCUUCUUUUUUACUGAAACUAACCUGUAUAACAUGUUUCCUUUUGUCACAGAGGAAGAGCUACGAUCGACUGCAGAAGGCUCUGGACAGCAUCAUGACCAUCAGGGAGAUGACGCAGGUGACUAAACAUAACCAAUGAAUCAUACAUUAAUUUAAUUCAUUCAUCAUUCAUUCAUUCAUUGAAAAUCUCUCUUCAUUUACUCACUUAUUCACUUACUGAAAUGAUCAUGAACUUUCAGGGUCCGUAUUCAUCAAUCAAGAAACAGAUGGACACAAUAGAUCCUCUUGCUCACCCUUUACUGCAAUGGAUCAUAUCAAGCAACAGAUCACAUAUUGUCAAGCUACCGCUGAACAGGGUAAGCUGGGACAAUACCGCUGUUCAUUCACUUUCUGGAGGUAGCACCUGAAUAUAUGUGGACGACAGUGUUAAAAAAAACAGCUGUCAGUGCCUUUUUUUGUAAUCGGUGGUUCUCAACUUUUUGGGGGUAACUGUACCCAGGGGCGCAACUUUGGUUUUAGAAGUGGGGGGGACAUAACUUUUUAUUUUUAUUUUUAUCCAUUCUGAUAAAUACUCCAAAUAACCUACCCGACCGCUCGGAGGUGUCCGCAUGGUCCUAAAACUCACCUCGCCUCGUUUUGUAUCACAUUCCAAUGAUAAAACUGGGUGGGGGGGGCACAAAUGCAAUAUCAGAAUGAGGGGGGAGACGUGUCCCCCCCGUCCCCAGUGAAUGUACCCCAAUCACGUUUUGCUCUGCCCAAAGUGUCGACCACAUGUCCAACUUCAGCCUUAUACAUGAUACUGGACAUUCUCUUAUACAUGAUACUGGACAUUCUCUUAUAAAUGAUACUGGACAUUCUCUUAUAAAUGAUACUGGACAUUCUCUUAUAAAUGAUACUGGACAUUCUCUUAUAAAUGAUACUGGACAUUCUCUUAUACAUGAUACUGGACAUUCUCUUAUACAUGAUACUGGACAUUCUCUUAUACAUGAUACUGGACAUUCUCUUAUACAUGAUACUGGACAUUCUUUUAUACAUGAUACUGGACAUUCUCUUAUAAAUGAUACUGGACAUUCUCUUAUAAAUGAUACUGGACAUUCUCUUAUAAAUGAUACUGGACAUUCUCUUAUACAUGAUACUGGACAUUCUCUUAUAAAUGAUACUGGACAUUCUCUUAUACAUGAUACUGGACAUUCUCUUAUGAAUGAUACUGGACAUUCUCUAAUACAUGAUACUGGACAUUCUCUUAUACAUGAUACUGGACAUUCUCUAAUACAUGAUACUGGACAUUCUCUUAUGAAUGAUACUGGACAUUCUCUUAUACAUGAUACUGGACAUUCUCUUAUACAUCUUUCUUUCCCUCAUUAUCUUUGUUUUCCGCCUCCUAUACAGCAACUGAAGUUCAUGCACACUCCACAUCAGUUCCUGUUGACCAGCAGCCCUCCUGCCAAAGAAGCUCGCUUCCGGGCCGCUAGGAAACUAUAUGGCAGCACCUUCGCCUUCCAGUAAGUCUCACUCACUCACUCACACACACACUUGCACACACGCACACACACGCACACAUACACACACACACACACACACACACACACACACACACACACACACACACACACACACACACACACACACACACACACACACACACACACACACACACACACACACACGCACACACACACACCCACCAUUCUAUAGUCACUCGAACAUCUCUGCCAUUCUGUUUCUCCAGUGGUUCCCACAUAGAGAACUGGCACUCUAUUCUGAGAAAUGGACUUGUCAACGCCUCAUGCACAAAACUGCAGGUAUGUAAUACUCAAAAUAACAAAUGCAUUCAUUCAUUUUUUAUUUUUUUAAAUCUUAGAUAAUUGUACCAAGGGACAACAAUUUUAGAUCUCCUGUCUAUCUGAUAUGGUAGUCUUUUAAAACGUUUUUAAAGCUAUUUUUCAUCAACUCUGAUAAAAAUGGUUACCUUCAGUUCACCCUUUGCUCAAAUGUCCUCUACAAGCUACAUGGUGCUGUGUAUGGGAAGGGUAUCUACCUGAGUCCUGUCUCUAGCAUCUCAUAUGGAUACUCAGGGAUAGGUAAAGGACAGCACCACAUCACCACCAAACAGGAGCUGGUCAAACGUUACAACCGCAUCAAUACCACACAACAGGUACUUUUUUUUCUCCACCUGAAGACAUUUACAUACUGUACAGCAAAACGCACCACCGUAACAGAAUUACAUACAGGCACAUCUAGGUAAAGAAAUUAUUUUGUUCCAAGUUAUUGAAUGUGUUUUUUUUACAGUAACUCUUUGUCUUUUCAGGAAAGACCGGGCCAGUCAAGGUUUCUUCAGAGCAGGAAUUUAAACUGCAUCGCACUUUGUGAAGGUAAAGAAAACAUCUUAUCAUUAUGAUAUCAAGAUAAACAGACAUGACUGUCCUGCAUUUGUAGCAGAAGCUUAUUUGGUUGGUCUAUAUAAUGUAUAAAGCAUUCAAUUGACUGAUAGAUUAUUGUUUCCUCAGUGAUAACAUCAAAGGACCUUCAGAAACAUGGGGACACAUGGGUGUGUCCAAUAUCCGACCACGUCUGUACGCGAUUCUUCUUUGUGUGAGUAUGGAGCAUCAGUAAACUAAACACGAAAACAAAAUCAUCUUUCACUGACCUUUCAAUCACCUCUCUCGCUCUCUCUCUCUCUCUCUCUCUCUCUCUCUCUCUGUCUCUCUCUCUGUCUCUCUCUCUGUCUCUCUCUGUGUCUCUGCCUGAUAAUCAUUCUCCUCUCCAGGUAUGAGAACGGCCAGGUGGGAGAUGCCGACAUCAACACCCAGGACAUAAGGAUUGAGCAGGAGAUAAUACGGGUGAUUGGGACUAAGCCUAGCUGAGGAGGACCUGUGUCACUACACAUGCAGCUGACUGGAGACAGAGCUAUAUGUACAGUAUGGCUCUGGCUGGGGAUACACAGAUGGCCCCAGGGAGGAUGGGGAACUCUUUAAACACUACUGAAACACUACUAGAAAGCCGAGCCACAGAGCUGUGCUGCAUGGACCAAUGGGGAACUGUGAAUAUCAUAUAUGGACCAAUGGGGAACUUGGAACAUUGUAUGGACCAACCCUGAAUAUCACAUGGACCAAUGGGAACUCUGAAUAUCAUAUGAACCAGUGGGGAACUUGGAAUAUUGUAUGGACCAAUGGGGAGGACUCAGAAUAUUGCAUGGACCAAUAGGGAACUCCACACAGUAAGCAAGAAAGGUGUCCUUACAAAGGCAGUCACACAAUUUCACGUGGAGAUGUGAUCACUAUUGACCUCCAAGGGGAUGUGAUAUUUCAUUGUCAUUACAGGCAAUAGGAUUUUCUAUGUGACAGAUGGGGAGGGAUUUUCUCAUAUUAAUAUUAUAAUAUGAUUAUAACACGAUUAUGCUUUGCACAUUGGUCAUCAUGCAACUGCCUCUAAAAAAAACAAUGGGUUUGACUUGCCUUUAAAAUAUAUAUCACAGUACAGUGAACAGUGUCUUGGCAGUGUCCUCGGCCGUGCCAGCUGUAGCACGAAGCUAGCUAGCUAGCCGUUCUUCAAACAGAGUCGACACAGUGGCCAUUGCUAGCUACCCAACAUGACCAUUUGGCUGUACUGUAGUAGCUAACCACAAUUAACUUGUCCUAGCUAGCCAACGUCUAAUCAUUGCUGCGUCAUAUAAGGAACUUGACACAGACACGAAUGAUCUGUUUAGUGUGAUAUCACAAUAUUGGUGGUUUGUUGUGACCAAGUGUUGGCGCUAAACGGUGUGUUAUUGUUAUUGGAUGCUAGUCUGCUAGUUGGCUAUGGAGUCAUAGUUGGCUAGCUGAACAAAGUGGGUUGAGUCUACUCCUUUAAACAUUGAACCGCUGUGGUUCACAACAAUUCUGAUUUCCAAAGGCGGAAGUUGGGAGAGUUUUUGUUCGGGUGGUUCAGUGAAACAAUUUUAGUUUCCGAGCUAGAAGAUUUGGUGAGGGAGGCCCUGCUCUCUCCACUCCCAGAUGCUUAGCCCAUUUCAUUCCGAUCUCCUCUGCAUUUUUGUAGCCAUUUGCUACAGCCUGUCAACUAUGCCUCUGCCUAUCCCUGUUCUCUCCUCUCUGCACAGGCUACACAAACGCACCACACCGCGUGGCUGCUGCCUCUCCAAUUUGGUGGUCCCUGCACGCACCACCCACGUGGAGUUCCAGGUCGCAGGCAGCCUCUGGAACUGCCGUUCUGCUGCCAACAAAGCUGACUUCAUCCCAGCCUAUGCCAACCUCCAGUCCCUCGACUUCCUGGCGCUGACGGAAACAUGGAUCACCACUGAAAACACCGCUACUCCUACUGCUCUCUCCUCGUCUGACCAUGUGUUCUCGCAUACCCCGAGAGCAUCUGGUCAGAGGGGUGGUGGUACAGGAAUCCUCAUCUCUCCCAAGUGGACAUUCUCAAUUUUUCCCCUAACCCAUCUGUCUAUCUCCUCAUUUGAAUUCCAUGCUGUCACAGUCACUAGCCCAUUUAAGCUUAAUAUCCUUGUCAUCUAUCGCCCUCCAGGUUCCCUUGGAGAGUUCAUCAAUGAGCUUGACGCCUUGAUAAGUUCCUUCCCUGAGGAUGGCUCACCCCUCACAGUUUUGGGGGAUUUCAACCUCCCUAUGUCCACAUUUGACUCAUUUCUCUCUGCCUCCUUCUUUCCACUCCUCUCCUCUUUUGACCUCACCCUCUCACCGUCCCCCCCUACUCACAAGGCAGGCAAUACGCUUGACCUCAUCUUCACUAGAUGCUGCUCCUCUACUAAUCUCACUGCAACUCCCCUCCAAGUCUCCGACCACUACUUUGUUUCCUUUUCUCUCUCACUCUCCUCCCACACUACUCACUCUGCCCCUACACAGAUGGUAAUGCGCCGCCGCAACCUUCGCUCUCUCUCUCCCACUACUCUCUCCUCUUCCAUCCUAUCAUCUCUUCCCUCUGCUCAAUCCUUCUCCCUCCAAUCUCCUGAUUCUGCCUCCUCAACCCUCCUCUCCUCCCUUUCUGCAUCCUUUGACUCUCUGUGUCCCCUAUCCUCACGGCCGGCUCGGUCCUCCCCUCCAGCUCCGUGGCUUGAUGACUCAUUGCGAGCUCACAGAACAGAGCUCCGGGCAGCGGAGCGGAAAUGGAAGAAAACUAAAUUCCCUGCCGACCUGGCAUCUUUUCACUCCCUCCUCUCUACAUUUUCUUCAUCUGUUUCUGCUGCUAAGGCCACCUUCUACCACUCUAAAUUCCAAGCAUCUGCCUCUAACCCUAGGAAGCUCUUUGCCACAUUUUCCUCCCUCCUGAAUCCUCCCCCCCCCCCUCCCCCCCUCCUCUCUCUCUGUGGAUGACUUCGUCAACCACUUUGAAAAGAAGGUUGACGACAUCCGAUCCUUGUUUGUUAAGCCUAAUGACACUGCUGGUCCUGCUCACACUGCCCUACCCUAUGCUUUGACUUCUUUCUCCCCUCUCUCUCCAGAUAAGAUCCUGCGACUUGUGACUGCAGGCCGCCCAACAACCUGCCCGCUUGACCCCAUCCCCUCCUCCCUUCUCCAGACCAUCUCCGGUGACCUUCUCCCCUACCUCACCUCGCUGAUCAACUCAUCCUUGACCGCUGGCCAUGUCCCUUCCGUCUUCAAGAGAGCGAGAGUUACUCCCCUUCUCAAAAAACCAACACUCGACCCCACUGAUGUCAACAACUACAGACCAGUAUCCCUUCUUUCUUUUCUUUCCAAAACUAUUGAGCGUGCCGUCUUUAGCCAACUCUCUUGCUAUCUCUCUCAGAAUGACCUUCUUGAUCCAAACCAAUCAGGUUUCAGGACUGGUCAUUCAACUGAGACUGCUCUUCUCUGUGUCACAGAGACUCUCCGCACUGCUAAAGCUAACUCUCUCUCCUCUGCUCUUGUCCUUCUAGAUCUGUCUGCUGCCUUUGAUACUGUGAACCAUCAGAUCCUCCUCUCCACCCUCUCCGAAAUGGGCAUCUCCGGCGCGGCUCACUCCUGGAUUGCGUCCUACCUGACCGGUCGCUCCUACCAAGUGGCGUGGCGGGAAGCUGUCUCCGCACCACGUGCUCUCACCACUGGUGUCCCCCAGGGAUCGGUUUUGGGCCCUCUCCUUUUCUCCCUAUACACCAAGUCACUUGGCUCUGUCAUAUCCUCACAUGGCCUUUCCUAUCAUUGCUACGCUGACGAUACACAACUAAUCUUCUCCUUUCCCCCUUCUGAUCACCAGGUGGCGAAUCGCAUCUCUGCAUGUCUGGCAGACAUAUCAGUAUGGAUGACGGAUCACCACCUCAAGCUGAACCCUAGCAAGACGGAGCUGCUCUUCCUCCCCGGGAAGGACUGCCCGUUCCAUGAUCUCGCCAUCACGGUAGACAACUCCGCUGUGUCCUCCACCCAGAGUGCGAAGAGCCUAGGCGUGACCCUGGACAACACCCUGUCGUUCUCCGCCAACAUCAAGGCGGUGACCCGCUCCUGCAGGUUCAUGCUCUACAACAUUCGGAGAGUGCGACCCUGCCUUACACAGGAAGCGGCGCAGGUCCUGGUCCAGGCACUUGUCAUCUCCCGUCUGGACUACUGCAACUCGCUGUUGGCUGGGCUCCCUGCCUGUGCCAUUAAACCCCUACAACUCAUCCAGAAUGCCGCAGCCCGUCUGGUGUUCAACCUUCCCAAGUUCUCUCACGUCACCCCCCUCCUCCGCACACUCCACUGGCUUCCAAUUGAAGCUCGCAUCCGCUACAAGACCAUGGUGCUUGCCUUUGGAGCAGUGAGGGGAACGGCACCCCUGUACCUUCAGGCUCUGAUCAGUCCCUACACCCAAACGAGGACAUUGCGUUCAUCCACCUCUGGCCUGCUGGCUCCCCUUCCUCUGCGGAAGCACAGCUCCCCCUCAGCCCAGUCAAAACUGUUCGCUGCUCUGGCACCCCAAUGGUGGAACAAGCUCCCUCACGACGCCAGGACAGCGGAGUCACUCACCACCUUCCGGAGACAUUUGAAACCCCACCUCUUUAAGGAAUACCUGGGAUAGGCUAAAGUAUUCCUUCUAACCCCCCCCCCCCCCCCCCCCCCCCCCCCCCCCCCAAAUUGUAAAGUGGUUAUCCCACUGGCUAUAGGGUGAACGCACCAAUUUGUGAGUCGCUCUGGCUAAGAGCGUCUGCUAAAUGACGUUAAUGUGCCCUUGAGCAAGGCACUUAACCCUAAUUGCUCCUGUAAGUCGCUCUGGUUAAGAGCGUCUGCUAAAUGACUAAAAUGUAAAAUGUAAAUGUAAACAGUGGUUUGUUAUCAGAGUAAUGUGACUAUUCUUGUGCAAUACUUUUAUAAUAAUUUCUUAUGACCAAUUUUUUAAUUAAAGUUUGUCGCUUGUUAAAUCAGUGAAAAUCAGUGAAAAUCCAUAUACACUACUCAGACCCAGUCUCUCUAGCCUAUGAACUGAACCAUUUAAUCCAUACACUACUCAGACCCAGUCUCUCUAGCCUAUGAACUGAACCAUUUAAUCCAUACACU